CGGCCAAGCCGCCAACUACCGGACAAGCCAAGGCAGCGAUCCCGACAGGCUCACUCCUUAGUCGCGUAUCGAUAGACAGACAGGCAAUAUGGCAACGAAGCGCAUCGAGCAGUGGGAGGUGGAACGAUACUGGGAAAUCUUCGCCUCGCUGUCGAAUGGCGGUACCCACCUCAAUGGCGCACAGGCGGCCUCGGUGCUGAAGAACAGUCAAUUGCGCGACGACCAGCUGGAACGAGUAUGGGAUUUGGCAGAUGUCGAUGGUGACGGCAGCCUGGAUUUCGAGGAGUUCUGCGUCGCCAUGCGCUUGAUCUUUGAUUUGGUCAACGGAGAGUACAUGGACGUCCCAGCAACACUGCCUGACUGGCUUGUCCCCGAGAGCAAAGCACAUUUGAUCCAAGCAUCCCACGCCAUCUCAGGUCGCCAGGCUCAAUUCGAACAAGUCGACGACCUAGAAGACGACACGCCAGGACUCAAAGAUGGUUUCGACUGGUACAUGCCCCCGUCGGACCGCACAAAGUACGAGGAAAUCUACAGCGCAAACCGCGACCCUCGCGAUGGUAGCAUCACCUUCGAAUCUCUCAACCCGCUUUACGAAUCGCUGGACGUGCCCGAUACAGACAUGCGCAGUGCAUGGAACCUCGUCAACCCCCGUAGCGACCCGGCAAUUGGCAAGGACCAAUGCCUUACCUUCCUUCACAUGCUCGCCAACCGCCACGAAGGCUACCGCCUACCUCGCUCCGUUCCUCCCAGUCUGCGCGCCACCUUCGAACAAGGCCGCAUCGACUAUCAAGUCGACAAAGUACAAACCGCCGCCGAUCGUUGGGGGACCAAGCGUGAUGACAGCACCAUGAGCGGCAAGAAGCAGAAGUUCGGCGAUGCAUACCUCAGUCGCUUGGGAGUCGGUGACCGUGGUGCCUACAGACCCAAGGGCACUGAUUUCACUGCCACCCGCACCGAUGCCGAAUGGGAAGAGGUACGCUUGAAGAAGCAACUCAAAGAGCUGGAAGAGAAGAUGGAAAAGGUAGAGGAGCAAGCAAAGAAGCGAAGAGAACGUGGUGGCAGACGCGACGAGAGCAAGCCCGCUUUAGUCAAGCGUGAGCUGGAGCAGCUGUUGGAUUGGAAGCGUCGCGAGCUGCGUGACCUCGAAACAGGCGAGGGAAGAGCAAAGGUGGGCCAGGGCUUGAAGGGCCUCAGCGAUGAGAUUUCCAUGGUCAAAGAGCAGGUUGAUGGUCUCGAGGCUCACCUGAGGAAAAGAGAGGAGGUUCUCAGCGACCUGAGAAAGCAGAUCGACGAUGAGAAGGCGGCGAGAUGAAUUGUAUAUACCCGUGUGUUUAGCAGCCUACCAUGGCACUGCAAGAAGCCGUGUCACCCAAGUCCAAAGUCACUGUAGUGGAACGAAAUAUGUCGACUGUGCAAAUCGAAGAACUGAGAUGUGUAAAU
Aureobasidium pullulans EXF-150 is the source of this 1440-nucleotide messenger RNA. RefSeq names its product EF-hand. NCBI's taxonomy places the organism in Eukaryota, Fungi, Ascomycota, Dothideomycetes, Dothideales, Saccotheciaceae. Gene Ontology annotation, cellular component: nucleus; plasma membrane; cytoplasm. Gene Ontology annotation, molecular function: calcium ion binding; protein binding. Bases 89 to 1312 code for a protein of 407 amino acids. Gene Ontology annotation, biological process: endosomal transport; actin cortical patch assembly; endocytosis. The transcript has 2 exons. The record is from RefSeq and is a predicted model, not a curated record.